GACGUCAUUGUUCUUCACGUGUGGACAGUCGGCUAACACAACAAUUAGCUUGUUUUUGAGCUGAUUUUAUACAUUUAUAAUUUAUCUUCAGAUACCGACACACACAGGGACAACCAUGGCCUCCAGCUGUCGACGGCCUGAACACUCAGCUCCUCCAGAAGUGUUCUACAAUGAAGAAGAGGCCAAGAAAUACUCUCAGAACUCUCGGAUGAUUGAAAUCCAGACCCAGAUGUCAGAGAGAGCUGUAGAGCUUUUAAGCCUGCCAGAGGGACAACCAUGCUUCCUGCUAGAUGUGGGGUGUGGCUCUGGUCUCAGUGGAGACUACCUGUCAGAAGAGGGACACUACUGGGUUGGAGUUGACAUCAGCACCGCAAUGUUAGAUGUUGCAAUGGACAGAGAAGUAGAGGGAGACCUUUUAUUGGGGGACAUGGGACAGGGGAUGCCAUUUCGACCCGGCACCUUCGAUGGCUGCAUCAGUAUCUCGGCUCUGCAGUGGCUCUGUAAUGCAGACAAGAGGUCACAUAGUCCUCCUAAGAGACUCUACACCUUCUUCAGUACUCUCUACUCUUGUCUGUCAAGAGGCUCACGUGCGGUUUUCCAGCUUUAUCCAGAAAACUCAGAACAGCUUGAGCUGAUCACGACACAGGCCAUGAGGGCAGGCUUCGGUGGAGGCAUGGUGGUGGAUUACCCCAACAGCAGCAAAGCCAAAAAGUUCUUCCUGUGUCUGUUUGCUGGAGUGACGGGUGUUCUUCCCAAAGGACUGGGAUCAGAAACGUCAGACAGAGGCGUUUCCAACCAGGUCCAAUAUUCAGGACAAAGAUGCCGGUUCAAGAACAUGAAGGGGAAAUCAGGGAAGAAGGGACGAGACUGGAUCUUAGAGAAGAAGGAGAGGAGGAGAAGGCAGGGACGGGAGGUUCGAGCUGACACAAAAUACACUGGACGUCAGAGAAGACCUCAUUUCUAGCUCUGACUCAUGCAGCUGUGCCUUCAUUAGCGGUCAUCUGUACCAGCCCGCUCACAACAACCCCCCCCCCCCCCCCCCAGUGUAGAGUGUUUGGACUUAAUUUUGCCAACUCUUUAAUUCAAGUGGAUGAAGAUGCAGGAGCAAAAUGCUAAUAUGGCCAAUCAUUUUUACAUUUGGUGGAGUGUUUGGCAGUUUGUUUCUCACAGAUGGAGGUAAGAUUGCACUCUCCAUGUUAAUGUUGGCUGGAAGAUACUGAGCACAUAGACAGGUGUCUGUACUGCCUACAAAAGAGACAGAACAAACGUUAUCGAAUUAAAACAAUUUUUUAUAAAUUAU
Plectropomus leopardus (leopard coralgrouper) is the source of this 1300-nucleotide messenger RNA. It is a transcript of the gene bud23, whose product is annotated as BUD23 rRNA methyltransferase and ribosome maturation factor. Lineage: Eukaryota; Metazoa; Chordata; Actinopteri; Perciformes; Serranidae. The record is from RefSeq and is a predicted model, not a curated record. Gene Ontology annotation, molecular function: rRNA (guanine) methyltransferase activity. Gene Ontology annotation, cellular component: nucleolus. Gene Ontology annotation, biological process: rRNA (guanine-N7)-methylation.